GUUAUUUUGGCCGUGUAGUGAUUCCCCGACAUACAAUCUCACUAUUGAGUUGCGUUAGUGCAUACUGGUUGGUGAGAAAACAAGACCAGUGGCUGAACCAUGUCAGACAUGUCAGAUGAUGAUGACGUGAUCGUCAUUCCGUCGGCGAGCACCAAAACUGUACACUAUGGCUCACUGGAGGAGACAGAGCGGGCGCGGUUGGCCAAGGUGGCCGAGGCCGGCGGCGAAGGCUCGCCCAAGCCUGGCGGUCCUAACAUCAACACGUCAACAGACUACAUGGAGCUGGAGGAGCGGGAGAUGCACUCGGACAAGCAGGCGCUGCUGGACGAGUUCGAGCGGCGCAAGCGCGCGCGCCAGAUCCACGUGUCCACCGACGACGGCGAGGUGAAGCGACGUCUGCGCGAGCGCGAGCAGCCCAUCUGCCUGUUCGGCGAGGGACCGGCAGAUCGGCGCAACCGCCUGCGGGACCUGCUCUCCAGGGGUGAGGAGGAGGCGCCGUCGGACCAGAGGCCGGCCGAGGGGCCGUCAGCGCCCGCUCAGACGCCGCGCACUGACACCUGGUACCACGAGGGCCCACCGGAGCUGCGGGAGGCGCGCUACUGGAUCGCAGACUACUCGAUGCCGCGCGCCAAGCAGCGGCUGGCGGCCGCCCGCCAGAAGCUGCAGACGCCCGAGGCGACGCGCAACGCCGAGCGGCAGCAGCUGCAGAAGCGGCUGCGCGCGCUCAGUCUGCACGCCAGCCAGGUGGGCGACACGCGGCCCGUCUCGCACUGCAGCUUCGCGCCCGGCGGCCGGCUGCUGGCCACCGCCAGCUGGUCGGGCCUCUGCAAGCUGUGGACGGUGCCCGACUGCCAGCCGGUGCGCACGCUGCGCGGCCACACGUGCAACGUGGGCGCCGUGGCGUUCCACCCGCGCGCCACCGUCGACCUGGAGCCGGGCGACGUGAACCUGGCCUCGUGUGGCCACGAUGGCAGCGUCAAGCUCUGGAGUUUGGACAGUGACGAGCCGCUGGCCGACAUCGAGGGUCACGCGCCGUACCGGGUCUCCAACCUCAAGUACCACCCGUCGGGUCGUUUCGUGGCCACCUGCUGCCACGACCACUCGUGGCGGCUCUGGGACCUGGAGCAGCUGACCGAGGUGCUCCACCAGGAGGGCCACAGCGGCGCCGUGUACGACGUCGACUUCCACACCGACGGCAGCCUGGUGGCCACCGGCGGCCUGGACGCGUACGCCCGGCUCUGGGACCUGCGCACCGGCUCUUGCAUUAUGUUCAUGGAGGGACAUCUCAAGGGCGUGCUGGCCAUCAAGUUCAACCCCAACGGCUACAUCGUGGCCACGGGCAGCAGCGACAACACAUGCAAGGUGUGGGACCUGCGGCGGCGCGAGUGCGUGUACACCAUCCCGGCACACACCAACCUGGUGUCGAGCCUCGCCUUCGAGCCGGACCAGGGCAGCUUCCUGGUCACUGCUUCCUACGACAAUACGGCCAAGAUCUGGUCUUCGGACACGUGGCAGCCCCUGCACACGCUCAAGGGCCACGACGGCAAGAUCAUGGGCGUGGACGUGACGCCGGACGGCCGGUGCGUGGCCACCUCCUCCUACGACCGCACCUUUAAACUCUGGAUGCCCGAGUGACACGCGACUGCGAGUGAUAAUUGCAGU
Messenger RNA from Pollicipes pollicipes, 1662 nucleotides. It is a transcript of the gene U4-U6-60K, whose product is annotated as U4-U6 small nuclear riboprotein factor 60K. Gene Ontology annotation, cellular component: U4/U6 x U5 tri-snRNP complex. The transcript has 9 exons. Gene Ontology annotation, biological process: mRNA splicing, via spliceosome. The record is from RefSeq and is a predicted model, not a curated record. Gene Ontology annotation, molecular function: protein binding; U4 snRNA binding; U6 snRNA binding. NCBI's taxonomy places the organism in Eukaryota, Metazoa, Arthropoda, Thecostraca, Pollicipedomorpha, Pollicipedidae. The coding region runs from base 100 to 1635 and encodes 511 amino acids.